AUGGACGCCAUCCCAUCCCAAUCUGUCGACGACGCGGUGCGUCUGUCCGCAAAGCGGACCGCCGAACUCUUCGGCGCCGAGUACUUGAUGGUAACACCUUCGACACUUACAGACGGCUCCAUCGGCGUCUCCUACCGACGAAAGGCCGAAUACGAAGACGUCACCGAAUUACCACGCGCGCUCGCAGAGAAGCAGGCGAAGGCCACCGCCGGCCGCACGAAACGCGUAAAGAUUCAAGCACAGACACCCGCGGACGGUAGCGGCCAAUCUAUGUCACUUGUGAGACGGCCAUCGAGUACGGGGGCAGGUGCUGCACCGGCCGGGGAACAGCCUACGAGUUUGAUCCAGAGACCGUCGGCCACGCAGCAACAACGGCCUGAAUGGCACGCGCCUUGGAAGCUGAUGCGCGUCAUUUCCGGGCAUCUGGGAUGGGUACGAGCAUUGGCGGUGGAACCGAACAAUCAGUGGUUUGCUAGUGGAGCAGGUGAUAGGACUAUCAAGAUUUGGAAUUUGGCGACCGGUGCCUUGCGACUUACGCUUACUGGUCACAUUUCCACUGUUCGUGGCUUAGCGGUGUCACCGCGGCAUCCGUAUCUUUUCUCCUGUGGUGAAGAUAAGAUGGUCAAGUGCUGGGAUUUGGAGACAAACAAGGUCAUCCGACACUACCACGGUCAUCUCAGCGGUGUUUACACGCUCGCCCUCCACCCUCGUCUCGACCUGUUAGUCACCGGUGGUCGUGACGGAGUGUGCCGAGUCUGGGACAUGCGGACACGAAGCAAUGUCCACGUUCUCGGUGGACACAAGGGGACAGUGGCAGACAUCAAAUGCCAAGAAGCCGAUCCUCAGAUCAUCUCCGGCUCGCUCGAUUCCACAGUCCGGUUGUGGGAUCUGGCGGCUGGAAAGAGCAUGGGCGUUCUCACGCACCACAAGAAGGGUGUUCGCAAUCUCGCCAUUCACCCUACCGAGUUCACAUUCGCCAGUGCCAGUACUGGCAGUAUCAAGCAAUGGAUGUGUCCCAAGGGUGACUUUAUGCAAAACUUCGAGGGUCACAACUCUGUCAUCAACUCUCUCGCUGUCAACGACGAGAACGUGCUUUUCUCCGGUGGUGACAACGGCUCCAUGUCCUUCUGGGACUGGAAGACCGGCCACCGCUUCCAGUCUAUCGAGACAACCGCACAGCCAGGUUCGCUUGAGGCUGAGGCUGGCAUCAUGGCUUCUACCUUCGACCGCACUGGUUUGCGUCUUAUCACUGGUGAGGCUGAUAAGACUAUCAAGGUCUGGAAGCAGGAUGAGGAGGCGACGCCUGAAACUCACCCUCUUACUUGGGCCCCGACUCUCGGUAGACAGCGGUAUUAA
Molecule: messenger RNA, 1356 nt
Organism: Penicillium bovifimosum
Lineage: Eukaryota; Fungi; Ascomycota; Eurotiomycetes; Eurotiales; Aspergillaceae
Product: WD40 repeat domain-containing protein
Exons: 1
Coding region: 1-1356 (451 amino acids)
Biological process (GO): mRNA splicing, via spliceosome
Cellular component (GO): Prp19 complex; precatalytic spliceosome; catalytic step 2 spliceosome
Molecular function (GO): protein binding
Source: RefSeq, a predicted model, not a curated record